UCAGUGGCUGAGUGAUCUACCGAGCAUACGCACGCUAACAUGGACCGAAAAAAACAAACGUUUCAUUUGAACUCAGAACUGUUCGGAUUCUAAACUUAAAGCACUUGCAAAAAGCCUUGGGCGGCCGGCCGGCGAAACAUAACCUCAACACUGAUAUGGACUUAAACACGGUGCAACAAGGCUUUGACAUUUGCAGUUGAUUGUGUGAGUGAAGUUAAACUUUUGUUAUUGUACAGUGACAUUUCAGUUCAAAUGGAUUACUGGCAGUACCAAAUGCCACAAACAGUGCCGCGGUCGGGGUGUAGCCCGCCGUCGGCGUCACAGGGUGAACGAGCCGUGCCCGCCUCUCCCACCGACCUUCAACACUUACUACGUCUGCUGGGCGCCGCUUCGCCCCCCGAGUCCAUGCUACACUCGCCCCAGCACAAACCUCCACCACCAUACCCAACACAGCCACAAACACAGACUACUGAAGACAACGCCUUCCUUGAACGCCUCUACGAUUUCGAAGGCUACCCCACACCUUCCCCAUCUUCAGACGAAGGAUCCAUUCCUACAGUUGCUCUCCAACCGUCUUCCCCCUACAGUUCUAUGAACACCGGAUAUUCUCCCGUCUUCAUAAAGGAGGAGCCCAACAGAUUAACAGUGCCGGGUUUCUCUUCUCCUUAUCCUCUUUCGCCAUCUGGAUCGUGCGUCUCAUACGGCAGUCACAAUCAGUACUCCUCUCCUGUUCCACAACACGACGAGUACAUCGAUAUUGAAGAACUUUUGAAAGAGAAUCAAAUAUUGCAGGAGAGCGUGCAACAGAAUUACAUCACACCAAAAGUAGAAAUUGAAGAGCCCAGAGAUCACAUUUUACUUAGGUCUGCCCUGGAAGACACCACGUUCCAGAAAAGGCUAAAUCUCAGACCUAUCCCCUUGGAAUUGGGGAGUGUGAAAAUGGAAGAAAGUAGCGGAGGCGCGAACGGCACAGGGGAUGAUUCAUUAGUGGCGCCAGAUAUCGACAGAGUGUUAUCAAUGGCCAUUGAACAAUCAAAAAGGGAUGUGGACAACACGUGCACAGUAUUGGGGAUCUCACCAGAUCCAAUGCUGUGGAGCCCUGCAGACGUCAAAUCAUGGGUCAACUUCACACUACAUACUUUCAACUUGCCGAUGGUACCAGAAGAAUAUUUUGCUAUGAAUGGAACCGCCCUUGUUGCGUUAACAGAGGAAGAAUUCAUUCAGAGAGCACCACAGGCUGGAAGCACACUGUACGCACAGUUGGAGAUCUGGAAAGCGGCACGGCACGAGGCGUGGCGGUCACAGUGGUCAGAACACCAACAACCUUCUCCCAACCCUGCCCCUGCUGGGCUUCCUUCAGCUGAUGACAUGAGUGAUGAUGAAGAUUCAGAAUCAGCAGGAACUAGCACAGCAUCAGUCGGUGGCAAGGCGAAGACUGGCAGCACUCACAUACAUUUGUGGCAGUUCCUCAAGGAAUUGCUAGCGUCUCCUCAGAUACAUGGCUCCGCUAUACGAUGGCUCGAUAGAAGUAACGGAGUCUUCAAAAUUGAGGAUUCAGUGCGCGUUGCCAGGCUUUGGGGCAAGAGAAAGAACCGACCAGCGAUGAACUAUGACAAGCUGUCGCGGAGCAUCAGACAAUACUACAAAAAGGGAAUCAUGAAGAAGACAGAAAGGAGUCAGAGGCUGGUGUACCAGUUCUGCCACCCUUAUUGCCUGUAAGAAACACUCCAAACUGGUAGUUUGUAAGUGUAAAUAAUUUAUUUGUAAAUAAGUGUGUGCGCGCCGCGGUAAUGCGGGCAAAGAACUGCUCAAGUUUUGGGUUUGAUCGCAAAACUUGUCGCAGUUGCAGAGUUGUGACAGCCUGGUAGCCUCGUCCGACAAGUGAUGUCCGGACUAACCAGGCGUCAGAUCCCUCCUUAGAAUUCGAGAAAGGUAAUUUUCUCCAGAAUCCUAUAGGACGGGAAUCGCUGUAUGCGUUACAUUAAGUUCUAGUAAUUUUACCGGCGACUAGACGACUACGAUUAAAGAUUAAUUAUUUUCGAUUUUAAAAAUCGGUCAAAAUCGUUCUCGUCGAAAGCUGGUAAUGUUUAUCCCAUAUAUCUAUGAUAUAUUUCUAGUACGUUCUAUGAACUUUUAUAAUAAGCGUCUUGUAAAUAAUCGAGUAUACAAGAAGGCAAUAAUUAUUUGGAAGUAUCUUGUUGCCUGUGUCACAGAAUACAGGGUACUUAUUAGCUAGUAAGUUUGUAAAUCUAGAGAUGUAUGUUCUCUUUAAACUCACGAUAUUUUAUUACGAGUAGAUUUGUUAAAAAUCGAUUGUGGAAAUUGAUAUUAAUCAAGAGAUUAUUAUUUCUAUUUUAUGUUAAAACUAUGACGAGUUACGUCACUUAAACAAUGACGAGUUAUGUCAAUUAAACAAUGACGAGUUACGUCAAUUAAACUAUGACGAGUUACGUCACUUUGAAAUGUAUAAUAUAUUAUUUUGAUAUUUAAGGGCGGUAAUUGGAUAAAAUUGGGUUUUAAACGAGAAUUCUGUGCCAAAUAGACUAAUCAUUUUAUUUGGGACAAAAUUUGAAAAUUGUGAUUUUUAGGAGCCCGCCGACGUAAGGACAGAUUUAUUAAAAUCUAAACUAAAGCGGUGUUGGGAUAUUUUUAUACUUAAGUCAACGCAGUUAGCGUUAUGUAAAAGUUAAUAAUAAUUUUAAAGGACCAAACUAAUGUAGAUUUAAUGAAUCAUUGUAAUUUUGUAAUAAAAAUAAAUGGCCAUUUAUAAAA
Molecule: messenger RNA, 2772 nt
Organism: Pectinophora gossypiella (pink bollworm)
Lineage: Eukaryota; Metazoa; Arthropoda; Insecta; Lepidoptera; Gelechiidae
Product: DNA-binding protein D-ETS-4-like
Exons: 6
Coding region: 253-1719 (488 amino acids)
Biological process (GO): cell differentiation; regulation of transcription by RNA polymerase II
Cellular component (GO): nucleus
Molecular function (GO): sequence-specific DNA binding; DNA-binding transcription factor activity, RNA polymerase II-specific
Source: RefSeq, a predicted model, not a curated record